This is a messenger RNA of Linum trigynum, 889 nucleotides long. The record is from the annotation of a GenBank genome assembly. Lineage: Eukaryota; Viridiplantae; Streptophyta; Magnoliopsida; Malpighiales; Linaceae.
UCCGCCGCCGUCGUUGCAGAAUCGGGGCUCUAAACCACCAGCCAGACUGAGUACGAAGAGACUCUUAACCACCAUUCUUCCUCUCCACCGGCGAAGCAACCGAAGCAAGAACCAAUACUGGCCAUGGCGGAUCAGACGGAAUCUCGAGAAGGAAGCUCGUCAGGGGAACGUGCGUCACCACCAGAUCUGGAUUCUUUUUUCCCCUCGGUAAUUAGAUAUGGAUUCUUUCAAUCCUGGGUGGGCGGGUGUAACGAAUGCCUACAUCUCUCCUCUCCUUGCCCAGGGGCGCAUGCGCAUCUACCGGCGACAUUAGGCUGGCGCUCUCUCACUCGAGCUCUUUGUUGUCGACGGCGGCGGGUGGAGGAAGCGGCGAAGGGGAGAGAGGGAUCGUUGUGGAGAAGCUGGAUCCGGUCAUGGAUGAUGACUUUGUGGGUCGGAACCACCGUCGGGGUGGCAGGGGAGGAUCGACCGUUUACUCCACCUGGAGUCUGGAGCUUCGAUUUUGUUCUCGGCGGAGCACAUCGCAGCCUCCGGAUGAUGUAGCGGAGGGACUGGAGAUGGAGAACCAUGGUGAUUUUUUUGAAUUCGAGAAGAAUGAAGUGGAUUUAGACCGAAACAGAGAGGAGGAAGUGGAGCGGAUCCAUCUUUGGGGAUUUUAGGAUUUUAGGGUUUGAAUUUGGGGAUUUUGGGUUCAUAAGAGGAUUUUUUAUUUUAAUUGAAAUAUAAAAUUAAAAUAAUAUGUUUUAAUGACGUGGCAUGCCACAUCAGUGGUUUUUUGCUGAAUCACUAACGGAAUAGUGUUUGACCGUUAAUAUUAACGGUCAAAGAAAAUUUUAGGCCAAAUUUGUCAAAUAGUUUCAAAAGUAGGCCAUAAAUGUUUUAUUUGAAA